Messenger RNA from Pyrenophora tritici-repentis Pt-1C-BFP, 522 nucleotides. RefSeq names its product DUF4385 multi-domain protein. The record is from RefSeq and is a predicted model, not a curated record. Lineage: Eukaryota; Fungi; Ascomycota; Dothideomycetes; Pleosporales; Pleosporaceae.
AUGCCAUCCAAACCCCUCACAAAAGCCCAACGAAUGGCCUACCGCAUCGGCCGCGGCGAAAAAAGCGUCCUAACAUUCGAGCCCUACAAAUCCGAGUUACUCCCCCUCUGGCGCUUCAAAACCGUGCCCAUUGCCCAAAAGUCGUCCUCAGACAUCUACGCCAAAUACGUCGAAUAUAGGGACGCCGGCGACUUUGUUGGCAUGGAUAUGGCGCGCAAGUUUCUGCAGAUGGGCAUGACGCGCGCUAUGCGGUAUGCGAAUCAUGCGGGCGGGAGAAAGUAUAAUAGAGCCACGGGCGAGGAGCUGGAAAAGAGUAAGGGGCAUGAGGGGAUGAGGGAGAAGAGGGAGGCGAGUGCUGUUUUUAGGGGCGUGUGGGAGAGGGUGAAGGGGGAGGAGGGGUAUCUGGAGGGGAAGGAGGGUUUUUUGAGGGAGCAGAGGGAGUGGGAUAGGGAGAAGAAGAGGGAAGAGAAGGGGGUGGAGAAGGAGGGAGGUGGGGUUAAGAGUGAGGGUAGUGAUGUAUAA